This is a messenger RNA of Monodelphis domestica (gray short-tailed opossum), 5310 nucleotides long. It is a transcript of the gene AMMECR1, whose product is annotated as AMMECR nuclear protein 1. The record is from RefSeq and is a predicted model, not a curated record. Gene Ontology annotation, cellular component: nucleus. Lineage: Eukaryota; Metazoa; Chordata; Mammalia; Didelphimorphia; Didelphidae.
CCGAGGCCGCGCACGAUGGGUAAGAAGCGCCGCGCGGGGGGAGGCUGUUCCAAGAUGGCGGCGGGCUGCUGCGGGGUGAAGAAGCAGAAACUGUCCAGCUCGCCCCCGUCCGGCUCGGCCGCCGCCUCUUCAUCCUCUUCUUCGUCUUGCACGGCCGGCCCGCACCCCCCGUGCGGCGGUGGCGGCGGGGGCAGCGGCGAGGGCCAGGGCCGGGCCAGGGAGCUCGGGCUGGGGGGCGCAGGCGCCCGGCUCAACGGGCUCGCAAGCGGCGGCGGCGGCAGCGUGGGGGGGAUUCCCUUGUCGGCGCCCUCGGGCUGCGGCGGGGGGAGCCUACUCCCCGCCGCCGCCGCCCCCCCCGCGGCUGUCCCGCCGCUGCAACCGCCGCCACCGCCGCCACCUCAGCCUCAGCCACCUCAGCCGCAGCCGCUGGCGGCCCCCGCUCCCGGCGGCGGCGCCCGGAAGAUGGUCGUGUCGCCGGAGAUGUGCUGCUUCUGCUUCGACGUGCUCUACUGUCACCUGAACGGCUACCAGCAGCCCCGGGCCCCCCGCUUCACCAACGAACCCUACCCGCUGUUUGUUACAUGGAAGAUUGGCCGAGAUAAACGAUUACGUGGAUGCAUAGGUACUUUUUCUGCCAUGAACCUGCAUUCAGGACUCAGGGAGUACACACUUACCAGUGCCCUUAAAGAUAGCCGUUUCCCCCCAAUGACAAGGGAGGAGCUGCCCCGGCUAACCUGCUCAGUGUCUCUGCUCACUAACUUUGAAGAUGUCUGUGAUUAUUUGGACUGGGAGGUGGGCAUACACGGCAUUAGAAUAGAGUUCAUCAAUGAAAAAGGAUCCAAGCGCACCGCCACCUACCUGCCAGAGGUCGCAAAGGAGCAAGGAUGGGACCACAUUCAGACCAUAGAUUCCUUACUGAGAAAAGGGGGCUACAAAGCUACAAUUACAAAUGACUUCAGGAAAAGCAUCAAACUGACCAGGUACCGUAGUGAGAAGAUGACCAUGAGCUACUCUGAGUAUGUUGCCCACCGUCAGCAUCAUCACUUCCAGAAUGGCAUCGGGCACCCUCUGCCACCUUAUAACCAUUACUCCUGACACUGAGCCACAUGACCAGUCCCUGGACCUCUCUGCAGACCUCUUUCCAGGAGACCCCCCCCCUUCUUGGUCUAGUUAUCUCUAUUACUGUACCAUUUUAUGAUGGUAGUUUCCGUUGCCAUAGUGAGACGUCUCCUUAAUUGGACACAUUCAUUAUGGCAGCGGGUGGGCAAAAUGCAUUUCUUAAACUCAUCCCCAAAUUAUUUUUAUUCUUUUAGGUCAUGGACUUUUUUUGCAGCAUAUAUAAUCUUUUUCUCUUUUUCUAUAAUAUUAUAGCAACUUUUACUUCAUUAUAUCAAAGCUUGUUUUUGUUUUUUACUGUGGAUGGAAGGAAGCAUUUAAAGUUUUUUAAGUCUUUUACAUGUAUAUGUAAGCGUAUGGGUGUGUGACACACGCACGCACGCACGCAAGCACGCACACUUAGAGUGCUUGAAUUUGUUUGGCUAUGGAACAAUGCAUAUCAGAUUCAGGUAUUUACCUUUUCCCCUGAAUUCUCUCUUCAGGGUUGACUUUCUUAGAAAGACUCAGUCUAUAGAAGUCUCCCCCUCCCCCCAGAGUAAUAUUUUUCAUAUAGUUAAAAUGUAUAUGAACUGAUUCACAGUGCUUGUCUCUGAAACAGAGACGGCCCUGCUAAGGUUUGUCACAGAAAAUGAGAAAUCUUUUAUGCCUGUGUGCAAGUUAAGAGAUAGGAAAAAUGUCCUAAUGAUGUUGCAGAGUCAAUUGACAAACAAAAGCUUCAUCUGUAAAUAAGAAAAAAACUACCUUUCAAAUAUGUUAUAGGAAUCACUUUGAAGAGCAUUGACUAUUAGGAAGAGAGCAGAUGUAGAUUUUAGUGCCUUUGACUGGGAAAGUGGAAUUAUGGGUUGGGCAGAGUAGAAAAAGGCGAUUUAGAGAAACAACUCGUAGCACUCACUAGAUGGUUUCUCUAUUUGACAACGUACUAGACAAUGUCCUUACUUUGAGGUUUUUUUGAGGCUCUGAGGUCCCUUUUGGCAAUGGUUUGUUUUGAAGCAGGCAGCCAAAAAGAGACCCUUUUGGGAUAUAUUUUCACUUCAGUGUGUUAGCUUCAAGUUACAUUAACUCAUGAUUGGGCAACAGAAAUUGGACCGCUGAAAUCAGUGGUUGUGAUUAUCGAGUUAGAGCAUAGGGUUAGUUAGGCCAUGGCUUCAGCUAUUUCUGUCUGUUCCAGAGACGGGGCUGGGGUUGUAGAAUCACUAGGAAAUAGUAUCACUUGCUGCACUACGCACUCGCAAGAGAAGCGUUAUUACUGUGUUGAUAAGAUUUUAAUUUUUAAAGCUGUAGUAACAGAAAUGGGAUUCAGUGAAGGCACAUGUAGAAGGACCCCCCCCCCCCAGUAAUGGGGGAGGCCAGUCUUCCCUUAAUGUACAUAAAGAAAAUCUCUUUAUGCCUUUGGGAGGUAGGCACUUUGCCAGGAAAGUGACAAACCCUAGGGGAAAGGAAAAAACGUUUUUUCUUCAUUUAGAAUGAGUGGAGAUGAAUGUUUUUCAAGCAAGAAACCGGUCUAUAAAUUGUUAAUAUAGGUAUAAAACAAAAUAUAUAUUCUAAAGAGAUAAGAGAUGAAAUGAAAUAUCCAAUCGUUAUAAGCCAUCCAUUUGUUGUAAGUGGUGGCACACUGCUAGCCCAGAAUGGGAAUGGUGUCUCUAUUUUCUAUGAUGAUUGGCUUGACUAUUGCUGCUCUCACCACCGUGGCCACACACCUCUGGUAGCUAUGGGGCUUGCACCACGGUGGUCCUCAGAAGGUUAUCGGUUUUCCUUCGUCCACAGCAUCCAUUGUCUAGAUAGUAAUUUCAGUUAUGAUGCCUUAAUUCAGAAGCCAGCUGGGGGCCAGAAAGGUGCCCUCAGUCGCCAAGUCUAUAUAUUAAGCUUAGAGAUUUGCCAGGCAAGCAUUAGCUAUUGGGUUUUAGCAGCAACGUUGGUAGCAUCCUCGUCAUGUUUCUACCUGGAAGCAUUUCAGAACAGCAUUGCCUUUCAGUGGAAACUUUUUUUAUGCCCUUAUAGGGAAACUGAGCACAAGCUGAAUGAUGAUGUCUGCUGCAAAAAAAAAAAGAAAGAAAGAAAAAAACACAAAAAGAAAAAAAACGAAAAAGAAAAAAAUGAAAAAGAAAAAAAGACCAAUAUUGUUGUGAAACCCAUGUUGUCCAUCAUCUCAGUACAGCCUGCUCCUCCUCCUUUUGGGAUGAGCUAGAAGUUUUUUAAACAAAGAUCUAUUCUAUGUGUGUGUAUUUAAGGUGCUAAUCAACCUGGAACAGGUCACGUGACUGGUCAUGCGGACUCUAAAAUCAUAGCCGAUUUUUAAAAAUCCUUCAUAUAUGCAGAUGCUAUACCGAAUUUCUUACCAGUGUAAUAAUAAUAUACUGAUGAUGUAACCAUCCUGCCGGCUUCAAAGGACGAGGUCAGCAAUACUCCGUGGCCUGGAGAAAAAGGAAAAUUCCUCUCCUUUUAGAUAGAGCAUAAAUGCACAAUUCGUUUUUGUCUCUUAGUAGCAUUUGGCUUCAAGACUCUGGCAGAAAGGUCUUCAUCCAGACCGUAUGGUGUACUUUUACCAAAUCGACGCUGGGCCCAGUUCACCUUUCUCGACAUACGAUGAACUUUGUCAUUCGAAUUAACUUUGGACACAUAGAAAUGUAGCAUGUAUUUUCAGACUCAGAGGCUUUGACUCGCUGAGUUGCGUUCAAACGAGUGGUAGGUAGGCUUAUUCGUUUGGAAACACAAACUUGUAUUGCACUUGUGAUUGCCCAGACAUGGGAUCAUUUUAAUUCUCUUUAAGCAGCCCAGAAAUAAUACUUGAACUCCAUGUAAGUAGCACAAGUUUACACGGCCCCUUUUAAAUGUAAAUUAGAUUAGUGUCGUUUUUACUUAUAGAAAUGUAACUGUGUAGAGUUUUUCCCCUUGGAAAAGAAAAAAUUUUACUUGGAUCUUUCUCAAAAGGCUUCCAUUUCGGGAAGGGUUUCCUUGUUCUUCAAUCAGACUGACCAGGUCUCAGUCUUUAACUGAAAAGCUCUUUUCUAGUCCUCUUCCAAGUGGCCUUCUGACUGCACCAGCGUGUGCUGCUCCCUCUCCCUGCCUCCCCCCCCCCCCCAUGAGGCCAACUGCAGCUUGGAGGGGGCCCCCUCAAGUCUUCCUCUCCCAAACCUCCCCUCCCAAAGCACUCAUGAUUGUCCCAGAAACACAUCCAGCCUCCUUUCCCAGAACACCAGAAGUUUGUUACAUUAGUCUAUUUCCUUGUCGUCAAAUAUGCAGGCUUUUGAAGCUGUCAUCCAGAAUAGGUUACAUCUCUUGUGUGUUAGAUCAAACCAAAGACACCUCCAGCCAUGUCCAAAUGCUGCUCCCACAGCCCGCCUUCCAGUCCUUACAAAAACCUUGCAGGAUUCAGUGUGUUAACUUUUUUAUUUUUGUACAGUUUCUAACUGAUUUUUUCUAGUGAUGUUAAUUGAAUUGUUUAUUUGAGGAGCGUGAACGCAUCCUCCAAUUAAAUAAACUGGUGACUUUCCUUUCACUAAAAAAAAAAAAGAAACCUAUUGUGUGCCUCUCAGAUUUAAGGGUUUCUGAUUACAUUCUUCUCAAGACCAGCAAUGAUUCUUUCUAUACAAAGAUGUGUUUUCCAUGUUUUUUAUCGCUAUUUCAAAAGAGGAAAAAAAACUCUUUCUUUGCUCUGGACCCGCUACACCGCGCUGGUACAUGAACGCACUGAGAAAAUGCUUUUGUAACAACUUAUGACUGUUUUUGUAUAUCAAAGCUGAUUCUUUUUGAAAUAUUUGGAUCUAGUUUCUAUCUAAGUUAUUUUUGUGUUUUGUAUGUUAGAAGAAAAAACCAUUUCUUUGACUCGGUCACCAGCAUAAUGAAUUCUCGGUAAUGCAACGGUGAGAUUUUCGAAGCAAGGGCUGCCUGGAGUAGCCUCUGCUUUCCUUUCUUAGGAACUUGAUAUGAAUGAUAUUAUUAUUACAAUAAUUAAUCCCCCUUCCAUUUUAACUAGAUCCUCCUUCCUUCCACAUUUAAUUGCUAUUAGUGUGAAGAAACUGUUGAAAUGGGCAUGUUAACAUAAGUAUGGCUUUUUAAAGGUUAAAAUGUGCAAAAAGACAAAAAAUAUAGGUUAUCUGUGGGUCUGUGAGAUGGCUGUGGAAAGAUAUUGUAGUAGUUUUAACACUAUUGUUAUUACCUUUUAAAUCAUUUACCCAAUAAAAAUAUAAAAAGUGA